GCUCCACAAGCUAUUCCAUUUUCGUCUCUCGCCUUAACAGCACCAUCGAAAAACUUUUUCGAUCCGAAACAAAAAUUUCGGUCGUUUUUACUCACGCAAGCAGUUUCAUUCGGUUUCAGUUGAAUUUUCUAUUGAAGAAAAAUGUGCUGUGGUCCCUGUGGAAGCGUUUCUUAUGCUCUGGCCUAUGGCCCGGUUGGUCCAGCUCUGCCUGCCAUGAACUACAACAAUUGCUGUUGCGGCCCUUGCCCGCCGUGUGGUCCUUGGACCUGUCCGCCCAAUAGAUGCUGCUGUUGCGGCGAAUGUGGGUGUUUUGGACCAUUCUACUAAUCCCCCUCUGGCCUCAUCUAAUCCUGGAUCGAACGAAUCGUUCACAUCAAAUUAUUGCCUGUGCUUGCGUGAGAGAGCG
This is a messenger RNA of Drosophila navojoa, 406 nucleotides long. RefSeq lists its product as uncharacterized. The record is from RefSeq and is a predicted model, not a curated record. NCBI's taxonomy places the organism in Eukaryota, Metazoa, Arthropoda, Insecta, Diptera, Drosophilidae.